GGCCAGCUCAGCAGGCUUCUUCCGCUCCGCCGCGACGAGCGCCCGUAGCAGCGGAGAGGCCGCGCCGCGCCCCGCGAAUAGCAGGGCCCCACCCGGGAGCGCGGAGACGGCUGCGAAGAGGAACGGGAAGAAGCCGGAGAAGCGCCGCCGCCAUGCUGAGCGUGUUCCGCUCCAUCCCCACGCAGAUGGACUACAAGGGCCAAAAAUUAGCAGAACAGAUUUUUCAAGGAAUCAUUCUUGUCUCUGCAGUAAUUGGUUUCAUCUAUGGAUACAUCACUGAACAGUUUGGAUGGACUGUCUACAUAGUUAUGGCUGGAUUUGCUUUAUCAUGUUUGCUGACGCUCCCUCCGUGGCCCAUGUACCGCCGCAAUCCCCUCAAGUGGCUGCCUGUCCAGGAGUCGGGCACUGAAGAGAAGAAGGCAGCAGACAGGAAGCCAAAGAGACAUUCUAAAAGCUAAAAAUUAUGGUUUCCAGGCUGUUACUUUGUUAAGUUUUGUUAAAUUAAUUUCCACUGAGAAAUACUUCUUGGCUUAGUGUUUGGGUUUUUUCUUAGUACUUUGUAUCCAUCCAUGAGUACAACCCAGCUCUGCAGAGAGCAUGAAGGCUGAAAAUUGGGUCUGGAGGUUCAGGGGAGUCACUGGGAACACAGGGAUGGGGGGAUUAACUUCAGAAGGCUACUGGAGGUCACAACUUGAGUCUUUCACUAAAAAGGAACACAGUGAAUCAAAUGAACUUUAGUUAAGCUGUUGCCAUAGCCUAAAAGAUUAAUAAACAGCUGAACUUCUAUUGGAAUGUUUUCUAACUGUGUGUAAAGCAAGUUGUCAGUAGUGCCAGGUUGUAACAAAUACUGUGAAAUGGUACAUACCCCACAGUUCUGAAAAUAACUCUUCUUGGAUAGGGGAGUGCAGAGGGCCAGUUUUUGUUUAAAAUAAAUUUCCUUGGAAGAACAAGUAAGAAUAGCUUUUGAAACACUGUAACUUGAGCAUGUAGUGUGUGAGAGGCCGCAGGAUCCAUAGGUACUGUGUUUUAUUUUACUACUGUCAUGUCAGUAAGCUCCCUCACAGCUGCUGGAGGUUACAGUAUUUCAGCUACAGGCAGGAAAAGAGACAGGUUUAUAAUUUUAUUUUACAAAUUCAAUUCCAUUUGAGUUCUUUAUUAUUUAAAAAACAUGUGCUUUUCCUGUAGGUAUGGUAUGCAAUAAUGCCUGGGGGCUGUAGCGAGACACUCUGUAUUCAAAUAAAGAGAAAUAAGUGUUUUAUCUUUUCCCUAAGA
Haemorhous mexicanus (house finch) is the source of this 1272-nucleotide messenger RNA. RefSeq names its product signal peptidase complex subunit 1 (gene SPCS1). Gene Ontology annotation, cellular component: endoplasmic reticulum membrane; signal peptidase complex. The transcript is spliced from 4 exons. The record is from RefSeq and is a predicted model, not a curated record. Bases 153 to 458 code for a protein of 101 amino acids. NCBI's taxonomy places the organism in Eukaryota, Metazoa, Chordata, Aves, Passeriformes, Fringillidae. Gene Ontology annotation, biological process: protein targeting to ER.